This is a messenger RNA of Synchiropus splendidus (mandarinfish), 2098 nucleotides long. It is a transcript of the gene pnpla2, whose product is annotated as patatin-like phospholipase domain containing 2. Gene Ontology annotation, molecular function: triacylglycerol lipase activity. Gene Ontology annotation, biological process: triglyceride catabolic process; positive regulation of triglyceride catabolic process; lipid homeostasis. Gene Ontology annotation, cellular component: lipid droplet; membrane; cytoplasm. The record is from RefSeq and is a predicted model, not a curated record. The transcript is spliced from 9 exons. Lineage: Eukaryota; Metazoa; Chordata; Actinopteri; Syngnathiformes; Callionymidae. Bases 269 to 1810 code for a protein of 513 amino acids.
UGACGUUGGCGUCAAAAUAAAAACAAGCUGAAGUACUGUGCCACGUUGUUCUAUAUUCCAGAUUGGAUUUUUUUUUUUUUGUAAAUACAACUUGGAUUCUUUCACUUGGAGUGAAUCAACGCUUCAACGAGGACAUAACAGCGUCGACAGUUAGCUAAUAAAAACAGUAGCUCUCUAACUUCACAGUGACGUCAUAGUCGAACCCAUUUUGAUCAAAUUGACGACUAGAGCUAAAUUCAAGUCUCGUUAGUCUCGUAUUAGUUCAGUUAUGUUUCCUUUAGAUUGGAACAUCUCGUUUGCGGGCUGCGGCUUCUUGGGGAUCUACCACGUCGGUGUCGCCAGCUGCCUGCUGGAACAGGCGCCUUUCCUGGUUCAUAACGCCAGAAACAUUUAUGGAGCAUCAGCUGGAGCGCUCACUGCCACUGCUUUGGUCACUGAAGUGUGUCUAGGAGAGACAGGUGCUGGUAUCAUCAAUGUUGCCAAAGAGGCCAGGAAGCGUUUUCUCGGACCCAUGCAUCCAUCUUUUAACCUGAUGAAGAUAUUUCGUUUUAUGUUGCGACGGACCCUGCCAGCCGACUGUCACGUGCGGGCAACUGGGAGGUUAGGAAUCUCUCUGACCAGAGUGAUGGAUGGAGAGAAUGUCUUGGUGUCACGCUUCAAAAGCAAAGAAGAGCUGGUGCAGGCCUGUGUGUGCAGCGCCUACAUUCCUGUGUAUUGCGGCUUUAUUCCGCCAAUUCUUCAAGGAGUGCGAUAUGUCGAUGGAGGAAUCUCUGACAAUUUGCCUCAGUAUGAGCUAAAAAACACCAUCACAGUUUCCCCAUUCUGUGGCGAGAGCGACAUCUGCCCACGGGACACGUCGAGCAACCUACACGAGCUCCGUUUCACCAACACAAGCAUUCGCUUCACUCUCAGCAACUUGUACAGAGUUUCCAAGGCUUUUUUCCCUCCAGAACCCAUGGUUCUACAAGCCAUGUGUAAACAGGGCUAUGAUGAUGCUCUGCACUUUCUAAAGAGAAACGGCCUGCUGGACUUCAACGGGCCACAAAGCGACCAACCGCUAUUCACUGUUGGCGAAGGAAAUCAUGUUUUUGGCGUUCCUAAUAGAAGCCAAGAAGAAGGGGUGCAGCUGCUUCCAGAAAACAAAGGAUCGCCAUUGUUUCAUUCAGAUCACCUCGUCGAUGAGCAUAUCAGCAAACACCUUCCCCCGUAUGUGCACCAAGCUCUGAUUAAGGCCUGUGUGGAAAGGCAAACUCUGCGGCGGUCGCUUAGCAACCUGCUUCCUGUCAGGGUGGCCUCAGCCAUGAUGCUCCCCUACACUCUUCCGGUGGAGUCAGCUUUGUCCUUGACUCUCAGGCUUGUGGAGUGGCUGCCCAAUGUGCCGGAAGAUGUCGGCUGGAUUGGGGAGCAGAUUAUAAAAAUUUUACAGCACGUUCUCCGACAAACAUCCAGAAUUGUUAUAGAGCACGUUUCUGCAAGGUUUUCUUGUCAGCUGGAGCUGCAUCACUACCAGUCCCUGCCAUCACAGCUCUCCAGCACCAUCUUGUUUCCUUCCUGGGUGAGCAGCAGUGGCGCUUCAGUGCAAGAUGUCAUCAUGCGACUGGAUCAGUACAAGAGACAGCUGCUGUCUGGAGGGAUGUAUAUUGACUUGGAUCUGUACGGAUCCUUCACCAGUUGUCUAGUCACACAGGACAAGGGUUUGCCAUUGACACUGAGUGACACUGGACUGACAAUGCAUGCAGAGUCACUUACAGAUAAAAUGAACUUCAUGGACGCCUUCGGUGGCUUCCCUCAAACCGCAGGUGUAUUGUAACAUCAAGCUGAUUCAGAACUAAAACAAGUUAUCACAGACAAUAUUUGAUACAGAUGCAGCUUCCAUUUCUUAAUGAAGUCUGUACCUACUACAGUACUUGUGUUGGGAUCUGAUAUAAAUACUGCUGGUGACAUAGUAACAAAAUAUAUUAGAAUGUCAAGCUUUACUCUCAUGUUAUGCUGCACAUUUACAAAUAAUACAGUUGUUGUAAAUGCUUUGAUUGUACGUGCAUAUAGCUUAAGUAGUGUAUUUUCGCUUCAGCCAUAGUGUUUUGCAAUAAAAUGCAAA